AUGGCACCUGGCGACAACAACAAACGCCCACCCUCCUCCAUCUCAAAGAAGAACGACAAAUCAAUGAGUUCCACCGCGAAUUCCAACACAGAUAACGACCAAAACGAUAAUAACGGACUGUCCAACCGCGGCGCUGUACCACCCACCGUCGCGUCCCAAUUCACGAGGGCCUUCGAACAGAAUGGCGGCGAUAACAACACCAAGCCUGCCGCUAGCGGCUCUUCUCCUGGGCCAUCCGCGCCAGAACCAGCGUCGAGCCAGCAUGGCCACCGGAAUGGCGGAGACAGGUCGAAAAUCGAAAACAACAAGAAGAACAAGCAGCCUCAACACCGGCACACUGAAGGUCAGAGGGAGGAACCGAGUCGGGAAGAUGCGGAAGAUCUCUUGGGCUCCCCGUCCCCUCUAUCAUGGCGUCGGAAGCGUGAGUCGCGGCUGCAUUCGUAUAUCGAGACACGGGUCAAGCCACUUGAGGAAACCAUGAAGCAAUUGAAAGACAGCCAAGUGACUCGGGACAACUUGGACGAAGUCUUUCAAAAUACGAUUGGAGCCAGUUUGCUUCAUGAACAGAAAUGCUUCGUUGAAACGAUGACGAAUGAUCUAAUAUCGGCAACGGUUGCAUCCGACAACGCGGCUGCCGAGGUUCUUCAGCUACGGCGGGAGGUCAAAGAGGCAAAGGCUGAGGCAGAAGCUCUGAGGAGCCGCAUUGAAGCACUAGAACGUUCACACAGCCAGACUGAGUUUUCAGCGACCAGCUCGCAGCUCAGCACGCGCGCCGCCGUCUUGUUCGCACUGUCCCAGACUUUCAGCCUUCAGGCCGCCGCAUCCGACAAUGCAGCCGAAGCCGACACCCAUUGCGCAAGGGCUGAACAGAUGGAUAUUGCCCAUCAGAGCUUUCUUAUGUUGCUGGACGAUCUCAAAGGCGAGGAAAAUCCAAACAUCCCCCAGCUUCGUCCCGAGGAAGUGAUCCGGAUGGCCCAGCAACGGCAGCGCGAUCGCCGAGAAGAGGUAGCCAGGUCUGAACAGCGGUCUCGGCAGCAGUAG
Molecule: messenger RNA, 1041 nt
Organism: Lecanosticta acicola
Lineage: Eukaryota; Fungi; Ascomycota; Dothideomycetes; Mycosphaerellales; Mycosphaerellaceae
Source: the annotation of a GenBank genome assembly